ACGCUUCGUUUUGACCAUGCUACAGUCUCUCCAACAUGAGUGUAUUCUACAGUAAAACAUCCACUUGUCUCGCCUGCUGGCGGGCCGCCUGUUGUUUUUAAAAUAAUGAGUUUUAUAUUUAGGGUGAGCUGUUUUAUUGUCGUGACAUUAGUGUCGUGACAUUAGUGUCCUCGCCGCGCCGCCGUAGAGGCUGCUGGGAGAGGGGCGGGGCCGGCGUUGUCGGGGCGACGUUGCCAUGGCGACGUUGCCAGGGCGACGGCAGUCCUCUGAACUUUAGCGACGCAGAUUUCCGUCUCAACGACCAGAAACCAGUGGCGUCAAUUCAGUCAAAGCCAAGAAACAUGGACGGGAGUCUGGUGCCCUUCCUGCCCGCCGUGAUGGUGGCGGUGGAGCAGCUGGAGAAGCUGGGGCAGCUGCUGGCCCCCCACCUGGCGGGGGCGGCGGCCCCCCUGACCCCCGAGGCCGGCACCCACCUGGCGGGGGCGGCGGCCGCCGUCUCCCAGCUGGAGGCGGACAGGUGCGCCGCACACCAACACCUGGAGGCGGCGACCAUAGAGAACACCAGCAUGAGGGAGCGGGUUCACGCCGGGCGUGAGCACCUGAGCGCGGAGAACCUGGGGAACGUGGGGGACGUGGUGGCCGCGAGAGCCGCCGCCCAGCGGGAGGUGGAGGCGCUGGGCGCGGAGCUGCAGGCGGCCCGACAGCGCCGGGAGGACGCCGCACACCUGCUGCAGGACCUGCUGCACCAGAACCACAACACGCAUGCGUCCCGCCAGCAGCUGAAGGCGCAGCGCGAGCUGGUCGUCGCCGCCCUGAGUGACGUGGCCGUCCAGAGACGCAGCUCGGAGGAGCAGCUGGAGCAGACGCGGGCGUCCAUCGAGGAGCUGGAGCCCCAGACGGCUGCAGCCAGGCGGGAGGUGAUGCUGCUGGAGGAGAGCAUGGCGCUGGAGAGGGCCGCCUGCCCGGAGCAGAGAGACGCCCUGUCCAGGGAGGAGGAGCAGGUCCAGGUGGAGAUGACGGCACAGAAGAAGAAGAACAGGACGGGCCAACGAGAGCUGGACAAAACCAACAAAUUAAAAGGGGAGAGCCUCAGACGUCAGCAGGAACUCGAGUCGUACAUGGUGGAGGUGGGCCAUGAGAUACAAAGACUGAGGGAGACUGUGUCCGAGCAGCAGCUCGGGGACGAAAACAAGAAGCAGCAAAAGCUGCAGCAGCAGAUAGAGACGCUGAAGGAGUUGAUGGAGUCUGGGAAGCACUUGGGCCCUGCAGUCGGUGAGGUUCAGCAGCGGAUUUCCAUGAUGGAGAGGAAAAUAGAGGAGGGCUGGGCCUCGAAGCUGCAAUUACAGGACACCCUGUCUCAGAUCUGGGAGGAGUUAGAGCAUCAGCGUGGUAAAGAAGUUAAGUCAAGAGCCGAGCACGGCCAGUUGGCGCAGCAGCUGGAGCAGCAGCUGGGCCUGCAGCUGGACCUGACGCUGUGGAGGCAGAGGGGCAUGGCCUCCGCGGCCAAACACAGGGACGAGAUCCGAGUCAUUGAGGAGGAGAUCAACCAGCUGGUGGAAGAAGACUUCAUCAGCAGGCAGGGUUUUACGAGUGACAAGGAGGAGUUGUGCAGAGAGGUGGAGUGGGGGAAGCUGAACCUCCACCGCGGCUCGGAGGAGAUGAACCCCGUCACUCGGCUGCUGGAGGAAACGCAGAAGAAGCAGGAGGAACACGAGGCGAAAAUGAGGUCUGACAUCGGCCACGUGAGGAGGAGGCACGAGGAGCUGCUGCUGGACCAUCAGCAGCGGAUGCUGCGGCUGCAGCUGCCCGAGGGCCCGGACCUGGACCUGCUGAUGAGCCACAUGGCCCAGUCUGAGAAGGAGCAGACGCGGAAGGAGAGCAGCCUCCGGAAGAGGCUGCAGAAGUGCAUCACAGAGACGGAGCGCACCAACAAGAGCAACGAGGAGAAGCAGAAGGAGACGGAAGAGAAGGAGGAUCCCCUCCUUCUCAAGGAGCUGGAGGACAAGUGCGAUGAGGAAGAGAGCAGGGCUGAGGGGCUGAAGGUCCUCACCUCGGAGCAGAGCAGGGGGCUGGCCGAGCUGCAGAGGUCCAGCCACGCCAUGGAGGAAGGAACCGGCCUGCUGAUGCAGCCCAGGGCCGAGCUGCAGGAGGAGCUGGCCGCGCUGCAGCGGCGGCACCUGGAGCUGCUGGAGCAGCAGGCCUCGGAGCUGAGGGCCGUGGAGCUGAGCCUCUACGAGGCCGGCGUUUAUCUGCAGCAGGUCGGCCCGGAGAACCGCCGCCUGCACCUCUCCCUGAGAAGCAUGGAGGACGAACUCCUAGCAGCCAGGCAGCAGGCAGAGCGAGACCAGCAGCUGACCCGGCUGUUCAGCCACAAGACACAGGUGCUGCUGGAGGGCUUGCAGGAGGUCUAGAGGGCUCAGGGGAAGGACGCUUCAGUCCGUGCAGGUGGACUCCAAGAGAAGUCAGGAGACU
Messenger RNA from Cololabis saira (Pacific saury), 2472 nucleotides. It is a transcript of the gene ccdc175, whose product is annotated as coiled-coil domain containing 175. Bases 342 to 2411 code for a protein of 689 amino acids. The record is from RefSeq and is a predicted model, not a curated record. Lineage: Eukaryota; Metazoa; Chordata; Actinopteri; Beloniformes; Belonidae. The transcript has 2 exons.